Magnolia sinica is the source of this 1653-nucleotide messenger RNA. RefSeq names its product heat shock factor protein HSF30-like. The transcript is spliced from 3 exons. The coding region runs from base 511 to 1608 and encodes 365 amino acids. Gene Ontology annotation, biological process: regulation of transcription by RNA polymerase II. Gene Ontology annotation, molecular function: DNA-binding transcription factor activity; RNA polymerase II cis-regulatory region sequence-specific DNA binding. Gene Ontology annotation, cellular component: nucleus. Lineage: Eukaryota; Viridiplantae; Streptophyta; Magnoliopsida; Magnoliales; Magnoliaceae. The record is from RefSeq and is a predicted model, not a curated record.
CUCUCUUCCGACUGCCCACAACUAGACUCAUUUCGAAAUUCGUUUAAAAAAUCCAACGUUUGUCAAAUGGCAACGCACAGUUGACAUUCUGAGAUGAAAUUUUCCUGAUCAAACUCAGAUAACCCAAUUCAGGGAAUCCAAAACCCUUUUAGUUGAAUCUAUUUUCUUCAGCUGCCUAUUUCAAAAGAUCUGUUUUUUAAGAUGAAAUUUCACUUGCAGGUAUCAUAAUAUCCGAAACCCCUUUCUCAAAUUCCAAGACCCAUUUGAUUUAAACCUCUUUUCUUCACGUACCCAAAUCGAAAAAUCCAAUCUUUGAGAUGAUUUCGACCUUCAAAUCCCAAAUCCUGGAAACCCAUUUUAGAUAGGCUCAAACCCAACUCGAAAAAUCUCACCUUUUGAUAUGAAAUUCAGCUCUUUCUCCUGAACCCAUCUAAUUGUACCCGUUUUCUACUCGUUUUCCUGAAAUUUCCCAUCUCUAGCCAAACAGAGGCCUGUGCCAGGGAGAAGGCAAUGAACGGUGUAGUGGUCAAGGAAGAGGAAGCUGGCGGCAGCUCGUCUUUUGUCUUGUCUCCACAGCCGAUGGAGGGAUUGCACGAUGCCGGCCCGCCUCCGUUCUUGACAAAGACAUUCGACAUGGUUGAGGACCCGGCAACUGACUCGGUCGUAUCUUGGAGCCAAUCUCGCAACAGCUUCAUCGUGUGGGAUGCGCACAAGCUCGCCACCAAUCUCCUUCCCAAAUACUUCAAGCACAGCAAUUUUUCCAGCUUCAUACGCCAGCUCAAUACAUACGGUUUUAGAAAGGUUGAUCCAGAUCGAUGGGAGUUUGCAAAUGAAGGGUUUUUGGGAGGGCAGAAGCAUCUAUUGAAAAACAUCAAGAGGCGAAGGCAUGUCCCUCAGAACUUACAACAGCAGGAAACCAGUGCUUGCGUUGAAUUGGGCCAAUUCGGUGUGGAAGAUGAAGUUGAGCGACUGAAAAGAGAUCGCAAUGUACUAAUGGUUGAAAUCGUGAAGCUUAGACAACAACAGCAGAACUCCCGAGCCCAACUCGCUGCCAUGGAAGAAUGGUUGCAAGGUACAGAGAGAAAGCAGCAACAGAUGAUGGCCUUCCUGGCCAGAGCUCUUAAGAACCCAACUGUUGUCCAGCAGCUGAUGCGGUGUGGUGAGCAGAAGAAAGCAUUUGGAGGCAUUGGAAGGAAACGUAGAUUGCCGGCAAGUGCAAGUUCAGAGAACCUGCAAGAGGAAGUGAUCUCGGCCAUGGGUGCUCAGGCCGAUAGCUACCCACAUCAGACAGUGGCUGAGGAAGAAGUUGCGAUUGAAACGGAGAUUGAGAUGCUAUUUUCUGCCAUGGAUAACAGCUCAGGCAGUUCUAAUACAAAUCCAACUGUUGAAGUUAUCCCUGGCCACAGCGACUGGGAUUCGGGUUCCGCAAAUGACAUUUUGUGGGAAGAAUUACUGAAUGAGGAGCUGAUUGCAGGGAAUUUAGAAGGGGAAGAAGAACAAACGGAGAUUGAUGUGGAGGUGGAGGAUUUGGCUGCUAGGCCAUCUGAUUGGAGCGACAAUGUACAGGUCUUGGCUGAGCAAAUGGGUUUUCUGGGGUCAAAGCCAUGAAGGCAAAUCCAAUCGGAAUAAAACCCAAACGCCCAAUGCCAUCUU